This is a messenger RNA of Aedes aegypti (yellow fever mosquito), 1757 nucleotides long. It is a transcript of the gene tx, whose product is annotated as helix-loop-helix protein delilah. The transcript has 2 exons. NCBI's taxonomy places the organism in Eukaryota, Metazoa, Arthropoda, Insecta, Diptera, Culicidae. The record is from RefSeq and is a predicted model, not a curated record. Bases 145 to 1212 code for a protein of 355 amino acids. Gene Ontology annotation, molecular function: protein dimerization activity.
CCUACUUUCAACCGGGCCUACGUAGUAUCAGAGUGUCAGCUGAUAGCAGCCAGUGCAGCCGAGUCAUUAUGAAUAUGAACUAUUUGAACCACCUUCAUCAGAAGUAAUCGACCGCAACCAGAUACUCAACUCUCCAAGCAGACAAUGCACCACACCAUAUCGACGCUCAAUUUCAAUCAGACGCCGAUCAUGGGUUUCGCCGAUCCCAAUAACAACAGUUCCGUCGGAACCAUUAGCGGAAGUGACGACGCUGCCAAGAAGGACGAAAAGUACUCGCUACGGCAGCGACAAACUCGCCGCGCAACUCCUGCCGCCAAGGCCGAAAAGAAAACGGUUCCUAAGGAGAAGCCCAAGCAAAAAGCUCCCCCUCUAAGCAAGUACCGCCGGAAAACGGCCAACGCCCGGGAGCGAACGCGAAUGCGAGAGAUCAACAGUGCGUUCGAAAAUCUUCGGAAGGCGGUCCCCAUAGCGGUGGCCGGCAGCAGCGGGGCCAGUUCCCCGGUAAGCUCUCCCGGAGGAGGCGGAGGCAACAGCUCCAGCGAAAAGCUGACCAAGAUAACCACCCUUCGGAUGGCCAUGAAGUACAUCCGGAUACUGAGCGAAAUCUUGAACAACCCCGAUGGUCACCUGGCGAUAGAUAACAACAACGACCUAGAUAUGGUCAACCAUAACGAAAUCGAGCGGGAAGUGAUGCUGAAGGGAAUGCUUCUCAACGAAGCCAUGUUCAAGCCUAUGCUAAGUCCGCAACCGACGAAGCCCGCGGAGAAGAGUCCCAGCAGGAAAACAAACUCCGCUUCCAAGAAGAAACCCAAAAAGUCCAACUCCAAGUCCAGCCCAGCUAAGCGAACCACCACCACCCGUUCCAAGCAAACCACGAGCAAGGUUGAGGACAAGGCUCCCAGUUUAUACCACAGGGACGAACUGGUAGACCUGGGCAUGAUGCUCGACUCGGACAACGAUUCGCUGAACCUUUCGGAACCCUGCCUCAGCCCGCUGCAGUCGGGCAACGGGCUCAAGCAGACCUUCAACAGCUGCAACACCACCUCGGCGAAUGAUUUGGAGUUCGGUCUGUUCCUCGAGUCGGAUGCCGAUUCGCUGCAGCUUUCGGAGCCCUGCCUUAGCCCGUUGAGCCAUCUGGAUUCGCUGAACCCGUUCAACGACCUGCUGCAUACGGGCUUCAACGAGCAAACGGCCCUGGAGCUGUACUUAUAACAUUCGGCCGGAGGGCGUAGCAGGUAGAGUGUGUACGUGCGGCAGCAAUCAGUGAUAGAGACGAAAUGACAAUUCCUCCUAGAUUUUAGAUAGGUUUCGUACUAGGUGUAAGUCGAUCGGUAGUACUAGAGAAUUCAAUGAUCCUGUUAUUUAUUCUCGAUGUGUCAUAUUAGCUAAGGAAAUCUGCAAACGAUUGUACUUAUAGUAACGUAGGAUUGCGAAGGCAUUAACGGCUAGGACGAAGGUGAACGAUGAAAUAGCCAGAUAGCGAAAUAGAUUGCCAGUCGAUAACAAUCGCCAUAGAAAUAGUGUGUAGCAUGCUGAUAUGGUAGCGCUUCGAAUCAAUGCCCGGAUCGUGCUCUAUGUUUGGUCAGCUAAAGUUUUUCUGUUUUGUGACUACCUAAUAUCAAGCGUUAAGCCUCUCCAAUUGGAAUUAGGUCAUCUCAAUUGAGCCCUGGUGGUUUGGCACAACACUAUUGACGUAGAUUGCAAGUUGUACAUAUUUGAGGGCAUUUUUGAUCAGCAGAUGGCGGUAGUGUUGAACG